AUGCCGCGGGACAAGAAGAUGUCCAAAUCCCAGCGCCGCAAGCUGGCCAAGGUGGAGGAGGACAAGCGCAAGCGCGAGGAGCGCGCGGCCGUCGUCGCGAGGCUCGAGGCCGCCAAGCUCGUCAGCGACGAAUCGCUCACGCUGCUCGCGGGAUCGGCGAGGCUCGGGCACAAGCUCACCGCCAAGGAGAAGCUUCGGCGCGAGCUCAAGGCUGAGCGCGCGGGGAUCACGCUGCCGGGCACCGAAGACUCGAGGCUCCACAAACGCGAGAAGCAAACCGCGGACGACGACGACGACGACGACGACGCCGACGAGGUUGGGACGAGCGACGAGGACGAACCGAUCGACCCGGAGCCCCCAGCCAAGGUGAAGGCGUCGUGGCCCAAGCUCAUGACGCACGACGGGUCCACCAAGACCGCGCCGGCGGCUCGGGUGGCGGCGGCGACCAAGUUUCCCAACGUUUUCGUCGGCGCCACGCACCCGGUGGAGGUGAGACGCAAACAGUCCAUACAGGCCGCCCGGGAGGGUUUGCCCAUACUAGGUUCGGAGCACGACAUCGUGGACCACAUAAACCACAACCCGGUGGUUGUCAUCUGCGGCGAGACGGGGUGCGGCAAGACAACGCAGGUGCCGCAAUUUUUGUACGAGUCUGGGUACGGGGAUCCGACGUGCGCGGCGCAUCCCGGCGCCGUCGCCGUGACGCAACCGCGGCGCGUGGCGGUGACGUCCACGGCGACGAGGGUGGCGCAGGAGCUCAACGUUCCCCUCGGCGGCGACGUGGGGUACCAGGUGCGAUACGACAAGAAGGUGGGAGAAGAACCCAGGAUCAAGUUCAUGACGGACGGCAUCCUGCUCCGCGAGAUUCAGAGCGACUUGCUCCUGCGCAAGUACAGCGUCGUCAUCGUCGACGAGGCGCACGAACGCAGCGUCAACACGGACAUACUGCUCGGACUCCUGUCCAGGGUCGUCCCGCUGAGGGCGGAACUCGCGGGGGAGGGUACCGGGAUAACGCCGCUUCGUCUGGUGGUGAUGUCGGCGACGCUGCGGGUGGAGGAAUUCGUCGGGAACAAGCGGCUUUGUCCCACGCCGCCGGCGCUGCUGAAGGUGGCGGCGCGUCAGUUCCCCGUCACGAUCCACUUCGCGAGAAGGACCGAGCACCUGGACUACCUGGGCGCCGCGAAGAAGAAGGUGCUCGCGAUACACCGCAAGCUCCCGCCCGGCGGCAUACUGGUCUUCCUCACCGGCCAGAGGGAGGUUGACGGCUUGGUGCGCAAAUUAAGAGAAGGCGAAUUCGGCCCCAGGGAUCCGACGAAAGCCGACGACAAAAAGGCCGACGACGAGGAAACCGAGGAGCGCGAGCUCGACCCGCACGAUGUCGACGCGCUGGACGCCGGCGGCGAGGACCUGGGCGACGAAGAGGACGUCGUGGUGCACGGCGGCGAAGGGGUGACUCCCGAGGAGGCGGCGAAGGCGGAGGACGAGUGGAUCCGCGCGCACGCCCCCACCGUCGAGGCGGGCGGCGGCGGAAACGACGACGACGGCGGCGGCGGACGAAAAGACGAGGAAAGAGACGACGGCCCGGGUCCGAUGCACGUCCUCCCGCUGUACGCGAUGCUCCCCCCGCACCAGCAGGCUCGCGUGUUCGACCCGCCCCCUCCCGGCCACAGGCUCGUGGUCAUCGCGACGAACGUCGCGGAGACGUCGCUGACGAUCCCCGGCGUGCGUUACGUCGUCGACGCCGGGCGAGAGAAGCGAAGGGUCUUUGGGGAUGACGCCACGGGCGGCGGCGGGGGUGGCGCCGCGUCAGCCGGCCUCUCCCGGUUCACCGUGGGAUGGGUCAGCAAGGCGUCCGCCGAGCAGCGAGCCGGUCGCGCGGGGCGCACGGGACCGGGGCACUGCUACAGGCUGUUCAGCAGCGCGCAUUUCGUCAACGAUUUGGAGCCUCACGCUCCUCCGGCGAUUCUCGGCGUGCCCGUCGACGGCGUGUUUUUGCAGAUGCGAGCGAUGGGCAUCGACAGGAUCGACCGGUUCCCGUUCAUAACCCCGCCGAACGCCGCGUCCUUGGCCACCGCGCAGAGGACGCUCGCCAUCCUGGGCGCGCUCAGGGCGACGAGUGUGGACUCGGGAGCAAGGAGGUUGACGCACGGUCACGGGGGUUCGUUUGGGGACGAUCGCGACCCGGGGGAGUUGACCGACGUCGGCAGGGCGAUGGCGGCGCUUCCCAUCUCACCGAGGCACGCGCGCAUGCUGCUCGCGGCGGCGCGUUCGACCGCGCCGGGGUGCCUCGCCGCGGCGGUGGCGUCGGCGGCGGCGCUGAGCUUACAGUCGCCUUUCCUGGGCGAAGAGAGCGAGAGGUCGUUGCCGGCGGAUAUGUCGGAGGAGGAGCGGAAGAGAAGGCGAAAACUGGCGCACAAGUUUCACCAUCACAACUCCGACGCCCUGUCCGCCGCGAAGGCGCUCGUGGCGUACGAUAAAGUCCGCGACCACAGGAAGCAGGAGACGUUCUGCAACGAGCACAGGCUGCACAGCAGGACCAUGCGCGAGAUGUCCGACUUGAGGCGGCAGCUGCUGAGGAUAUUGACGACGCCCCCGCCGUCCGAUCCCGCGUCCGUCGCGCUCGAACCCGGUUCGCCCGGCGAAUCCGCGCUUCGAAGGGCUCUCCUCCGCGGCUGGGCCGAUCGGGUCGCGAGGCGCGCCAAAGCCGACGAGGCCGCGCGGCUCAACGCCGCCGCGGACAAGGACGAGGACGGCGGCGACGGCGGCGGCGGUCGGACGAAGGCCACGCGCUACCGUCCCGCCAUGCUCGACCUCGCCGUCUUCCUUCACCCGACGUCGACGCUGCACCGAACGUCUCCGGAUUACGUCGUGUACGUGGAUCUGCUGCAGACGGCGAAGCGUCCGUACCUCGCGGGAGCCACCGCGGUGGAGGCGUCGUGGCUCGUCGACGAUGCCCCCGCGCUGGCGUACCUGUCGAGCGCGCUCGAGGAUCCCGCGCCGAGGUACGUCGCCGCGAAGGAUUCGGUGGUUGCGUUUCACCAGCCGCACUUUGGGAAGCACCGGUGGGAGCUCCCGCUGUGGCCGAACGCGCUGGGCGCGGAUAACCCGAGCGCGUGCGGGGCGUUCGCGGCGGCGCUGCUGUCGGGCGCGGUGUCAACGCCGAUGGGAGACCUUCGCGACAGGCUCGCGGCCAAGCCCAGCGUCUGCGCGAGACCCGAGGGGCGGUCGCAGCGAAGGGUUGUCGAGCUCGUGGCUUCGCUGCAGAGGCGCGGGGUGGCGACCAGAGCCGCGCUCGCGGAGCAGUGGCGACGCGAUCCGAGGUUUUUGCUGCCGGAGAUGAUGGGGUGGAUGAAGAGCGGGCAGGGGUACGCGCUGGAGAAGCUCUGGCCGAGGAUCGUAGAGUCCGCGGCGCGGGAUGCGGCGGCGAAGACCGCCGAGGCGGCGGCGCCGCCCGCGGAGCAUCGCAGCGUCGAGCAUCGGAAAAAGAGGGAGGCGGAGAGGAGCGCGGGUGGCGCGGGCGCCGGUCGGCCGGAGAGUGCUAAGCGUUCGGCGAAGAAACAGAAGAAGGUCAAGGGAAACUCAAAGGCGCUCGGAUCGGGGCUGAGCAUCUGGGAUUGA
Molecule: messenger RNA, 3615 nt
Organism: Micromonas commoda
Lineage: Eukaryota; Viridiplantae; Chlorophyta; Mamiellophyceae; Mamiellales; Mamiellaceae
Exons: 4
Coding region: 1-3615 (1204 amino acids)
Biological process (GO): maturation of SSU-rRNA from tricistronic rRNA transcript (SSU-rRNA, 5.8S rRNA, LSU-rRNA)
Cellular component (GO): intracellular anatomical structure; nucleolus
Molecular function (GO): ATP binding; RNA binding
Source: RefSeq, a predicted model, not a curated record